This is a messenger RNA of Sesamum indicum (sesame), 675 nucleotides long. It is a transcript of the gene CDC25, whose product is annotated as Rhodanese/Cell cycle control phosphatase superfamily protein. The record is from RefSeq and is a predicted model, not a curated record. Gene Ontology annotation, cellular component: cytoplasm; nucleus. Lineage: Eukaryota; Viridiplantae; Streptophyta; Magnoliopsida; Lamiales; Pedaliaceae. Gene Ontology annotation, molecular function: protein tyrosine phosphatase activity.
AGAGUAUUUAAACUGUCCACCUGAUGCGAUUCUGAGCCCAGUCCCCAACAAGCGAGGAGAGAGAUUCAUCAUUCAAGAAUCAGGAUUGAAAGAAGAGCAGCAAAUUAUCAGAUCGCCGGAAAAGUAGAAAGAGAUGGCUCCGAGCAUCACUUACAUCACCGGCCCUCAGCUUCUCUCUCUCAAAAGUCACCCUAAUACCGCCAUCAUCGAUGUUAGGGAUGAUGAAAGGAGCUCCGACGGGCAUAUAGCCGGUUCUCUUCACUUUGCCAACGCUACAUUUCUUAAUAAGUUACCCAGCCUCGUUGAAGCUACAAAAGACAAGGAUACUCUUGUUUUCCACUGCGCUCUCAGCCAGGUUCGUGGACCCAAAUGUGCUCGAAGGUUUGUCGACUACCUUGCUGCUGCAAAAGAUGUGGGAGUGAAAAAUGUCAUGGUUCUCGAACGUGGCUAUAAUGGUUGGCAAGCUUCUGGAAUGCCCGUCUGCCGCUGCAGAGAUGACCCCUGCAAGGGCGUGUAAACUGAAGAAAUCCCAUCUGGGGCUGAUUGCAUGUAGUUGGUGUAUUUGGUGUUUGAUACUGCACCUUUUAAGAAAUUGUACUCUCAGGUGGCCGACAAACUAUCAAUACUUGCUAUAAAUGUUCAUCACCAUAUAUACGUAUACGUAUAUUUCGCUCA